Messenger RNA from Falco peregrinus (peregrine falcon), 3352 nucleotides. RefSeq names its product NOTCH regulated ankyrin repeat protein (gene NRARP). Gene Ontology annotation, molecular function: phosphatase regulator activity; enzyme inhibitor activity; protein binding. The record is from RefSeq and is a predicted model, not a curated record. Gene Ontology annotation, cellular component: cytoplasm. Bases 198 to 545 code for a protein of 115 amino acids. NCBI's taxonomy places the organism in Eukaryota, Metazoa, Chordata, Aves, Falconiformes, Falconidae. The transcript has a single exon.
GGCGCGGUGCGGGGCGGCUGCGCUCCAGAGGGGCCCGGGCGCGGCGGUGGAGCGGCGGCGGUAGCAGCGCGGCGGCGGCGGAGCGGCGGGGCCCGGGUCCGGCGGCGGCUGCAGCACCGGCAGCCGCCCAGCAGCCGCAUGCCCGGGCGGGCGGAGGCGUCGCCGUCCAUGCGGGGCGGCGGGGCGUGAGCGGCGGCAUGAGCCAGAGCGAGGUGUCGCCGUGCGCGGCGCCGCCGCCCAGCCAGCGCGUCUUCCAGGAGGCGGUGCGGCGGGGCAACACCAAGGAGCUGCAGUCGCUGCUGCAGAACAUGACGAACUGCGAGUUCAACGUCAACUCCUUCGGGCCCGAGGGGCAGACGGCGCUGCACCAGUCCGUCAUCGACGGCAACCUGGAGCUGGUCAAGCUCCUGGUCAAGUUCGGCGCCGACAUCCGCCUGGCGAACCGGGACGGCUGGAGCGCGCUGCACAUCGCCGCCUUCGGGGGCCACCAGGACAUCGUCCUCUACCUGAUCACCAAGGCCAAAUACUCCGCCGGCGCCCGGUGAUGCCGGGGCCGCCGCCCCCCCCCCCGUCCCCCGCUCCCCCGGCCGCCAAAGCUGCUCCCACCCCCGCGUGGGGUUUAUUUGGCGAAGAUUUGGGGCCCCACGCAAAACACGCCACCGUUCGCCUGCUUUUGUUUUUUUUUUUUCUUCCAAGGGUUGUUUUCCUACUGUAAUGUGUUUGGGUUUUGUUUUUGGUUUUGUUUUUUUUUGUUUUGGUUUGUUGUUUUGUUUUGGUUUUUUUCUCCUCCAUCUACCUCGGCUGCACUCACAGUAUUCACGGUUUCAGUUUGACAUCUGGUCAGAUGCUUUAAAGGCUCCCGCCCCCUCCCCGCUAAUAUUUAAUCCUCUCUCCCCUCGCUCCCUUCCCUCCGAUUUAAAGUAUUCUGGCUCAGAAACGAAUUCAUUUCAACGCCCCCGCCCCCCCCCCCCCCCCCCCUUCCCGCGUGCCCCGGGACGGGCUGGGGGCUCGGGGCACCGCGGGGGGGCUCCUCCCUCCUGCAACCUUCCCCCGUGUUUUCCCACCGCUGAUUUUUUUAAUUUUUUUUUUUUUUCUUGAGGCGACUCCGUUGGAAUAUGACAGACACGGUUUUCUCACCCCGGUUUUGCUCCUUUUUUGUUUUAUUUUGCGUUGGGUUUUCUACUUUGUUUCUUUUUUUUGGGUGUCCGAAGAAAGUCUGCGUCCUCACCCGCUCCUUGAAUCCGUUUAGCACACCUGAGAUCCCAGGAAAAGACAUUGAAUCCUUCUGGUUUUGUGUGUAAACUGGGAUUAGCAAAUCCUGGACUUUUUUUUUUUUCCUUAAAAAAAAGAAAUAAACUCUAGAGGCAGAGGAUUUGCUUUUGCACAGGAAAGGGGCGCGAGCGCUCUCUGCUGCCUAGAGAGAUGCCGGAAAACUACUGAAAAUAGUUUGGGAACUUUAUUUUUCUUUUGGUGAAACUUGGAUAACACUUCUCAAUGCAGAACGAUUCAUUUGAUGUAUGUAGAUUCACCCGCCUUUUAUAUUAUAUAUAUAUGCCUAAAUAUAUAUAUUUAUAAAAGAAAGGGAGGAAGAAGAGAAAGCCACCCGAGGUCGCAUUUUGAAGUGACUGCACGUAUAAUCGCAAAUGCUGCUUUUUUUUUUUUGCUAUGGCACAAGAACAUCCAUUUGGAAAAUGCGGAAAAUUUCAGAAGUCUCCUUUCUCCUGCUGGUCUUUCAGCCCUCUUCUCUUCGUCUGCACUAAAGCCAUCCGUAUCACUGCCAUCUCCCCGUUCUUUCCUCUCUUGCUCCCUGCAUCCAAACCAUUGCGAUUAAAAAAAAAAAAAAAUAGUUACCUGCUGGUUUAUUUGGGUUGUGUCUUAACUAUUUAUCAUGUAUGUAUAUAUUUGUGGGUAAAGAUUGUGAGCCUGGUUUUGUUGGAAGCUGGUGGUGAGUGUUUCAAAAAUAUGGUUUGGGAAAUAUGCUUUUUGUUGAUGUUGUUUGUUUGCUUUCCUAGUCUUAAAACUAAAAAAAAACCAACUUGAGUCUGCCAUGAUUAUUUCCCAUUGCACUGAAUAUUCUGCUUUGUCUCUGAUGGUUUCACCUACAGUUUGGUUUUUGGUUUUCUCCACUUCAACGAUUUGAGAUGAUGUUUAAAAAAGCUCCAGAUUUAAAGAAGAACAAGAGAAAAAGCGCUGUUGAAAGCGUCUACUGUUAAUGCUGUAAUUUGCAAGGAACUGCUUGGCCGAAGUCUUUCUGUGAGCAUGGAAGGGGGUGUCCAGCACUUCCACUGGUGCUUCUGUGCGAUAGUUACGGGGUGGGAACAAGAUCUUUUCUAGCAAGGUUUUAUCGUCGUUACCAGAUGGUUGCACAUUUAUAUUUUUUUGACUAAAUGGAUUUGCCACAAUGAAAUGUCAUAACAUUUAUGACAUGAUAUUAAAAAGUGUAUUGUAAAGCCAAGUUCUAGAUGGAUUUUUAAAAAGAAAUCUUGGUUAUAAACCCAGUCUAAAGGGAGCUCUGUCCAGUGUUGUAAAGACAACAUGAUGUAACCCAUAUUUAUAUUUUUAUAAAAUACCUAUUAAGACUGUGAAUCUCCUGUGUGAAUUGCUGGGUGAGUUGUUUAAGAAAAGUAUUGUUCCUUUCCAGCCUCCUGGAGCUUUAGACACGCUGAGAUUUUGGGAAACUGUAUGUCGGGGAAGGGGGUUUGCUCUGAAAUUGUGAGUUGAUGUAUUUUUACAUCCCUUUGUAUUUUACUGAAAAGCUGCUGCCCUUCCUAGUCCCUAGAGUUUCAAUUUUCUAUGCAACCCCCACACCCCCAGUCUCUCUUGAUCCUGAGAAGUAAAAGGGAUGCAGAUUGAUUCAAAUUGAAAUGAGGGUCCCCCCCACCCCCCUUGUUGGCUCAUCGUGCUGCUGACCCUUCAUGCCAAAACGGGGAGUACAAGAAAAAUAAAUUAAAAAAAAAGAGGCAGGUGGGGGAGGCUCUUUCAUGCAUGACUGGUUGCCUUCCAGCAGUCAUCUUUUUAAUUAUUAUUAUUAUUUUUGUAAGAAGAAUAUAUUGAUAAUGUCAGUGAAAUAAGCAGACAUUGAAGCUGAUGCACAGAUUGCUCCAGAAAGGAGUUUUUCUGUAGAUUUUUCUUUAGAUGCGAAUACCUUUUUUAAUUAUGUUAAUUAAUGUUAAGAAUUUUUAGGCUUAUAUUGAAGCUGUAUGUGGGUCACUAUAUGAUCAUUUCUAACUGGAUAAAGUCUGUACAGUACAGCAUAUUCCUGAGUGUAUGAUAUAGACGUGUAGCCCCAGAGUGCGAAAUUUAUAAAUAAAUUUUUCAUUGAUCUUUUUAUAAAAAAAAACCCAAAACUAAA